AUGUCGGCAAUACUUGAUCAACAGCAACAACAACAACAAUUAAACCUUCCAAUUUGUGUUCAUUGUAGACAACCAAUUUUGGAUCCUUUUAUUCUUCGUCUCCAUCCAGAUUUGGAAUUUCAUAUUGGAUGUAUAAAAAAUGUUGUAUUCCUCUCGAUGAAAGGUCUGGUUCUGCAUUUUUACGUGAUGGAAAAAUUUUUUGUCGUGAAGAUUAUAAUCGGUAUUUCUAUUUUAAAAAUUAAUUUAAAUAAAAUUAAUUUACAAAAUCCAGAAAAAAUUUAUCCGUUUAAUUUCAUUGUCCAUCAAAAAUCGCCUGAGGCUAUUUUUUAUUUAUCCAAUAAAAUUUUUAUGUUUUGGCUUUUAGCCCCUCAUAUUUUCUUCUUUUGUUUAAAAAAUUUGUUUAUUUAUUUACUUCCGUUUAAAUAAAAACAUUAAUUUUCAUUCAUUCAUCAUCUCCCUUUCACCUUUACCCCUCCUAUUAUUCUUCCCGCAAUUUUCCCCAUUAGAGAAAACAAUUCCUUGUUUUCCGGGCCCGUUUCGAUUUUCUUCAUUUUUUUCAUUGUUUUCUUUUAUUUUCGUCUACAUUUCUUUUCAAUUUUUAUUUUAAUGUUUGUUAAUAUUUAUUUAUUUGUU
This is a messenger RNA of Meloidogyne enterolobii, 633 nucleotides long. Lineage: Eukaryota; Metazoa; Nematoda; Chromadorea; Rhabditida; Meloidogynidae. The record is from the annotation of a GenBank genome assembly.